Molecule: messenger RNA, 805 nt
Organism: Rubroshorea leprosula
Lineage: Eukaryota; Viridiplantae; Streptophyta; Magnoliopsida; Malvales; Dipterocarpaceae
Source: the annotation of a GenBank genome assembly
AACAUUCGAAGGAUUCAUUCUUAUGUUUUGAGUGUUGCUAUUGUUAUUUGGUUCUUAUUUUUCAUCCCUUGAAUCCUUUCUCCAAAGAGAUGGCUGAUCAAAAACUUAUUAAAGUAGGAGCUGCAGGAUACUUUUCUUGUGAAGAUGAAUUUUGGGAUGAAAAGGGUAAUUCCGAACUCUACGAAAUAUACAUUUCCUACGGAGAUUGUGUUCAAUCCAUUCAAUUUCAGUAUGUUGUGAACGGAAAAUUAGUGAUGUCUGAGCUACAUGGAAUAUGCAAAGGUCCCAAAUUCAAUCUGAUAAGGCUCAUAUAUCCAUCAGAGUUUCUCACUAGGAUAAGUGGUGACUGCUUGCCUAACCAUAAAAUCAGUUCUCUGAAAAUUACGACCAAUAAACAAUGCUACGGGUCCUUUGGUCGCCCUACAAAUGCUCACCACUUUGAUUUUCAGUUUGGAAAUUCAAGGCAGUUUGGGGGUUUUUAUGGGUACUGUGACAAAACUCGCAACAAUUGCCUGGCAGCCCUUGGAGUGUACUUUAAGCCCUCCUCUAAAUUGGAGAUCAUUACUGGGAACUGCAUAUCAGUGGAAACAGAACACACGGACGAUGAUUCAUGUGCAUGUAAUGAUCCAUGUGCAGGGUGUAGAAGAAAGAAUUAAUGUAUGAAGCAUAAAGUUCAAAAUCUGUUAUGUAUCCAUUUAUGUUAUUCAGAUGCUAAUCUAUUGUAAUAAAAUAUUCAUAUUAAUAAGCUUCCUUUGAUACAUAACCUUAUUCUUCUUAUCUAUCAUAAUGAAUCCUAAGUUUUACU